This is a messenger RNA of Engraulis encrasicolus (European anchovy), 726 nucleotides long. Its product is annotated as limbic system-associated membrane protein-like. NCBI's taxonomy places the organism in Eukaryota, Metazoa, Chordata, Actinopteri, Clupeiformes, Engraulidae. The record is from RefSeq and is a predicted model, not a curated record. Gene Ontology annotation, biological process: heterophilic cell-cell adhesion; homophilic cell-cell adhesion. The coding region runs from base 356 to 709 and encodes 117 amino acids. Gene Ontology annotation, cellular component: adherens junction. The transcript has 2 exons.
UUCAGAAAUGUUUAAAAAAAAAAAAACGUUUUACUUAUUUGUUUUACAUUUCUGAAAGGGGCCCACAAGGGUGCAGGGCCCAUCGGUAAAUGCCCGGGAUGUCAGAUGCCCAGUCCAGCCCUGUGUAUAGAUAGCAGUGAUGUUCUCAAGAACUGCACCCUAAGUUUACUGCAAGUGGGGCCAGUGAGGCCAUUGAUAUCAAGAUAUCAAUUGGACAACUAAGGGUUCCUGCCAUGUUACUACACCUUUCAUAUAGCGCCCAUUUUUUAAUCUGAAAAUCACCACAUUUCCUUUUGUGUAACUACAAUGUAAUAUCGUUCUGUGUCUCCCUCCACCCCAUCAAGACAAACCCAGAAUGCUGAACAUCACCGGCAAUGUGAUCAUCAAGGCGGGCAACACGCUAACGUUAGCAUGCCACGCUAAUGCUAACCCCACACCCUUCUAUCAAUGGAGGCAUAACAGAACAGUGCUGUCCAAUCAGAAGAGUGAUACACUGGAGAUUUACUCCAUCAACGUAACCAACGGGGGCGUCUACGAGUGUAUGGCCACAAACACUCAGGGACAAGACUCAGCUAGAAUGACUGUGAUUGUGACUGUGGAAAACUAUGGAGAUGCUGUGGUGAUUGGAACAUGGACAGUGGUCUGUGUCCUGGCGCUGGUGAUCGCAGCAGUUUGCCUUUGGAGGAGGCGCCGCCAGCAGCCCCAGUAACAAAGAGCAACAUGGGA